AUGACAACCACACCUUGUAAUCAAAGUAUUGGAUAUAACUUUACCCAGAUAAGAAUUAUAUUGCGCUGCAUUUUCUUUCUGAUGUGUCUUUUGCAGUUAAGGCACUCAAUGCUGGUUGUUAUGAGGGCCGUCACCCUGAAUCCAAUUAUUAUAAAUGGCACCUACAUAAAUCCAGAAUUAAGCAAGUAUCAUGCUAGGCUGAGAACGCUCGCUCGGAGCUGCCUGGAUAUCAAAGAGAAAUAUGGUGCUUCAUAAGAUGGCAUUUACUUCCUGACAACAGAGAGUGGAUCAGUUUAUCAGACUUUCUGUGAUAUGACCACAGCCGGAGGUGGCUGGACUCUUGUGGCCAGUGUGCAUGCGAACAAUUUAAACGGGAGGUGCUCUCUCGGUGACCGCUGGUCAAGCCAGCAGGGUAAUGAACAGCACCAGCCUGAAGGAGACGAAACAUGGGUGAACACCCAUACGUUUGGAACUGCAGAGGGUUCUACGAGUGAUGACUACAAGAAUCCUGGGUACUAUGACAUCCCUGCACAAGAUGUAAACAACGAGUUGUUGAAAAACUGGAUGACUGCUGCCAUACUACGAUAUCACACAGAGAACCUUUACAACUUAUUCAAGAAAUACCCUGUGAAGUUCGCAGCAGGGGACUGUAAAACCGAUAUGGGACCCACAGUGGUGUAUGAUGCUGGAAACAAGGAUUCAACAGCAGACUUAUACGGACCACCUGCUAGAAAGGAGUUCGAGUCUGGCUUCAUCACCUUCAGAGUGUUCAACACUGAUAAAGCAGCCACGGCCAUGUGUUCUGGAGUUAUUCCAACUUGAUGUAAUCCGCAACUUUUGCUGUAUUGUAUUGGUGGAGGAGGAUUUUUCCCUGAGCGACACCAGUGUGGAGACUUCACAGCUCUUGACGGGAGCAGCGACGGAACAAAGAGAGAAAUGACUGCAUCUAAAGAAAUGACUGAAUCAGCUGUGCUGCUCUUCUAUCGUUAA
This is a messenger RNA of Myxocyprinus asiaticus (Chinese sucker), 990 nucleotides long. RefSeq names its product intelectin 3 (gene itln3). The record is from RefSeq and is a predicted model, not a curated record. NCBI's taxonomy places the organism in Eukaryota, Metazoa, Chordata, Actinopteri, Cypriniformes, Catostomidae. Gene Ontology annotation, molecular function: oligosaccharide binding.